Mercenaria mercenaria is the source of this 2962-nucleotide messenger RNA. RefSeq lists its product as uncharacterized. The record is from RefSeq and is a predicted model, not a curated record. The transcript is spliced from 5 exons. NCBI's taxonomy places the organism in Eukaryota, Metazoa, Mollusca, Bivalvia, Venerida, Veneridae. Bases 124 to 975 code for a protein of 283 amino acids.
ACACGGUAUAAAUGAUACAGAACAUCGAUAGCGCGAACAAUACGAACGAUCAGGUACAAUGAAUUAAGUCGUAAAUACUUUAUCGGACUAUUGAACUUUUUUUUUUGAACUUUCAGAGGAAAAAUGGCUAACAAUCGUUUAAGUAUUCAGCCUGUGUGGGGAAUAAAGGACCGAAAGUUAAGCAAUGGAAUUCUUGACACUGCAGAAAAUCUCAUGGAAAAUAUAGACGAACUUGCUGAAGUGCUGGACAAACUUACUGACAAGUAUGACAAGGAAAAACACACACUUGCUAAUGACAUUCCAGAAGAGUCUGCGGUAACAAACACACCAAACGUUACAGAAUCACAUGAACUUAGCAUGUUCCGCAAGCUCAAAACAUGCCUAGACUCUACAAGGUUCCUAAUUGGAAGUUUAAGAAGAGAAAAGGACAGACUGAUGAAACGUGAACUGAGCGUUGAAUGUAAACUUGGAGAAGUAGAGGACUACAAGACGCAUGUUAAACAAGAUUUAACUUCCCUGAACGAAUUAGUAGACACAUUGACAGCGAAAGUGUGCAAUCUGGAGGUACAAAUGUGUGAAGAACAAGAGAAGUCUGAAAGUCUGACAUAUGAGAGGGACAAUUUGGACGGGCAACUGAAAAGAGCAGAACACUUAUGCAAAGAACUGAACAACGACAAUGACAAACUUCGUGAAGAGAACAAAAAACUGUCACAAGAAAGGACAGACGUUUUACUUAAACUGGAAAACAAGGAAAUGAGAUAUGAAAAUGAAGUGUUGAUUGUUGAAAAUGCGAAACUCAAAGAAAUGUUACGGGAUAUAAUUGAUAACGUUGACGGCGAUCUAGGUGUUGGAACCGUCCCUACAACCGAACGCAAAGUGUCUUUGAAAUAUUUACCGGACCUUAUUGAAGACAGAAGUAACAACAAUGAUAAAACAGUGUUGAUAAAUGAGGAAACGGUGUGUGUUCGUUUGUAGCUGAAGUUCGUAUUGCUUGUGCGCGGAACACAUAAAAUGUAAUUUAAAAUUCAAUCUAGAGGGUCUAAAAAUUUCAGUGUAACAAUUGAAUGUUGAUAUUGAUCGACUGGAAGUUGUUUUUGAAGUGACUAUAAUGUUAUGUGAAGAAAAAUAACACAUGAUACAUGUUGAAAUAAACACUGAAUAUACAAUGUACAUAAGCAGUGUGUUACAAGGGUUGAAUGACACCAUACAGACAUUUUGUUGUAAUGCAUCUGUUUAGAACAUAACAUAAACAAUGAAUAUCAAAGAUCAGUUGUGAAGAUACACGUGUUUGUCGUACAAAACACGAACGUUUUCCAAACGCUAUUUCAGGGAGGUGUUAAACCAGGGAGAGUAAUACUUGUUUUUUUCAUAUAUUUUUCAACAUGCAGAGGGUUUUACUGUUGGAAUUCUAUUUGUCGGUUUUCAUUUUAGUCAUGUCCGUUAAGCCAAUUGUUACUGUUUCUAUUUUAAAAUUUAUAAAGUACCACCAGUGUACUAAUUUAUCAGGGGCGUGGUUUGUGAUUAUAGAUUUUGAUCUUUAUUUCAGUCUCUUCAAUGUAGAUCACAUAUCAUAUAUACAUCAUUAAAAUGAAAUACAUUGCCAUUCAAAUCAAUGAAUUAUAAGAGACUAUGCACAAUUAGAUUUAUUUGUUAGCGUUCACGGUUAUUGUAUCAAAGGAUUCAAUAGGUUUUUUUUUUAGUAACAACGUAUACAUUCGCAGUAGGAAUUAGGGACACGCAUCUUUCAAGGGAAGAAAACGUUAUAAGCCCAACUUUUGUGUUACCGUUGUAUUUCAUAGUUCAUUAAAAGGCACCAGCAUUGUUUCAUAUCUUGUGAUACAGUAUUGUUUUUGUUUUCGUAUUUCUGUGUAAAUAUCUACUGAUAUAUGAGCCGUGCCAUGAGAAAACCAACAUAGUGGGUAUGCGACCAGCAAGGAUCCAGACCAGCCUGCGCAUCCGCGCAGUCUGGUCAGGAUCCAUGCUGUUCGCUAACGGGUUCUCUAAUUGUAAUAGGCUUUGAAAGCGAACAGCAUGGAUCCUGACCAGACUGCGCGGAUGCGCAGGCUGGUCUGGAUCCUUGCUGGUCGCAUACCCACUAUGUUGGUUUUCUCAUGGCACGGCUCAUAUAUGUUUUUUUUUGUUUUAAACAAUUUCCACAACAUCAUGCUAUUCAAGUUACAUAAUUAUACACAUUCAUGUUUUUGUUUCACGAUUAUAAAUGUCAGUCAUAAAAUGAUGAACCAUUCGUGCAAGUUCAUUAAAGAAACGUGUUUAUAUACUGAAGUAUACUGAAGCGCAGCAGAUGAAGCAAUAAGAUAAUAUGAGCCGCACCAUAAGAAAACCAACAUAGUGCAUUUGCGACCAGCAUGGAUCCAGACCAGCCUGCGCAUGCGCGUAGUCUGGUCAGGAUCCAUGCUGUUCGCUUUCAAAGUCUGUUGCAAUUAGAGAAACCGUUAGCGAUCGGCAUGGAUCCUGACCAGACUGCGCGGAUGCCCAGGCUGGUCUGGAUCCGUGCUGGUCGCAAAUGCACUAUGUUGGUGUUCAUCUGGCGCGGCUCAUAUUAAUUUGGCGACACUCGACCGUGAAUAAUGCUGUCAGUUUAAGAUGUGAAUAAUAAUGACGUGAAGUUUUUGUUUACAACUGUUUGCAGCAUAAACAGCGGAAAUCACGUCAUAACGAAAUGUCAGAGGGUCCAUAUGCUAAUUCUUUUUAUGAUUUAUGUGUAAUACAUUUUCAUUUCUUUGCACAUUGAACCUUCAUAUCUUUUAAAUGUUGGGGAAAUAUAGACUAGCUCCUAGACUGUGACAUAUUUUUAACCAUAUUUUCCCUAUGGAAUGAAGCCAGUCUAUAACUCUGUAUCAUAACUACUUCCAGUAUCCAGCAUGGUAAUUUAACAGUUAUUUCUCUGAGAAAAUUUCCAGAAAUAACAGACCUAUUACAUUAAAAUAAAAGUUCAAAAUAA